CCACAGAUAUGGAGUGAACCAUCUUUCUUUUUGUCGGAUCUGUCAAACAAAUCGGAAACAUGGCAGAGGUCGAGGAAACUCUCAAGAAGAAGCGUACCUUCAGGAAGUUUACCUUCCGAGGAGUUGAUCUUGAUCAGCUUCUGGAUAUGCCCAAUGAACAACUCAUGGAGUUGAUGCACGCUCGCGCCCGCCGGCGGUUCGCGCGCGGUUUGAAACGCAAGCCAAUGGCUCUCGUAAAGAAGCUGCGCCGCGCGAAGAAGGAGGCUCCCCCAAAUGAGAAGCCCGAGAUCGUCAAGACCCACCUGCGCAACAUGAUCAUUGUCCCCGAAAUGGUUGGCUCCAUUGUCGGUAUCUACAACGGGAAAACUUUCAACCAGGUUGAAAUCAAGCCUGAGAUGAUCGGUCAUUACUUGGGAGAGUUCUCCGUCACGUACAAGCCCGUCAAGCACGGUCGGCCCGGUAUCGGUGCCACCCACAGCUCCAGGUUUAUCCCACUCAAGUAGACUGUGACACAUUCUCUAGGCUAAGUUUAAUGAAAAUGUACACAGGCUUACAAUAAAGUAUCUUGUGUAACCA
Ostrinia furnacalis (Asian corn borer) is the source of this 576-nucleotide messenger RNA. RefSeq names its product ribosomal protein S15 (gene RpS15). Gene Ontology annotation, biological process: ribosomal small subunit assembly; translation. Bases 60 to 503 code for a protein of 147 amino acids. The transcript is spliced from 4 exons. Gene Ontology annotation, molecular function: RNA binding; structural constituent of ribosome. Gene Ontology annotation, cellular component: cytosolic small ribosomal subunit; ribosome. The record is from RefSeq and is a predicted model, not a curated record. NCBI's taxonomy places the organism in Eukaryota, Metazoa, Arthropoda, Insecta, Lepidoptera, Crambidae.